AUGGACCACAGCUCUGAUGCCAGCAGCAGUAUGGCAACCGUAACUCGCAAGGAGAGUCGAUUGGAACAUGCAAGGAAGCAUUUCCCGUAUUGGGUAAUGCCACUGAUAUGUGGUGGCGUUUGGUUCUCCAUGCUUUGGGCUAUGAUGAUUACAUGGCUUGCUCAGGGGCAGCCGAUAUACGCUUCCAUGAACCGGCGCCAGACCAUUGCCUACAUUUCGGAUAUUGGUGCCAAUGUCCUCAAGCCACUGUUUGUCACUGGGUGUGCUAUUACAGCCGUAGGGUUUGUGUUCUCACUGGCUUUUAUGCGCCGAAAUCACGCCCUUAGGUCCCGUCUUGAAAGCACCAUGGAUUGGCUUGCGCUCGCGACAGGGUCUCUUGGAGCCGUGUCUCUGAUUUUGCUUUCGGUAUUUGAUACGCAGAGGCACGUUUCUCUUCACAGACUUUUCUUGUUUUUGUUCAUGCUUGGAGUCGUUCUCUCUGCGAUAUUUACAACAAUCGAGUACUGGCGCCUUGGGAGGGUUUAUGUCGAACACCCAAUUUUGAGGAAAAGUUACUGGAUAAAGACCGGUAUUGUUGUCAUCGAAGUGGUGUUGUCCGUCGCUUUUGGAACCACAAUGUACAAACGCAAAGCUAAUGCAGCGGCAGUUCUUGAGUGGCUGGUUGCCUUCUUCUUCACAUUCUACGUCCUCUCCUUUUUUUACGACCUCCGACCGAAAGCCCGAACGAAGGAGGAAACCCAACGUGAGGCUAGGCGUGAAAUGCAGAGAAUAUCCACUGAUCAAGGCUUGAGUCCAUACCACGGAUGCCGAAGCCAAACCGAUAAUAACACUUUGGGAACACCGGAUUUCUGAAAUCUCAUUUCCUUCAAUGCGUUCACUACCACAUACCACACCACACCAUACUAGUACCGUACAUAACACUACACGCAUACAUACAUACUACGACCACAAACACUGCCUAGUAAAACCUUUCCUUUUGUUCUCCUUACUUUCUUAAAACUACUAGACCACGGCGGCGUUCAAGGUUUUCAUUAUUUUAGCUUUUGGGAUUUUGACUCUUUUCUGGACCGGGCAAAGUAAAUCAUGAGUUUCUAUUCUUUUUCUUUCUUUCUUUCUUUCUUUCUUUUUUGUGAAUUCAUGUCUAUAGUUUUGCAUGGGUGACUUUGCUGGUUAUCGUUAUUUUUAUUGGGCUGUAGGGUUCUGGUGGGGUGCAUUAUUGGGGUUUUGAGGCGUUUGGUUAGGAAGGGUAGAACAGAUGGUUGGUGUAUUGAGGCGGGAGAAGUUUGAGGGGAGGGAGAAGCGGUGUCUGGUGGACUCUAGAUACUGUGUACAGUACAGUACCGGUAUUCUUAGCGCGGUGGAUUAUUGUCUUGGGGGCAUUAGUACAAGUAAUUGUUAAAAAUUUGCGAUUGUCAUUGGUUUCUUAGUUUAGCGGGCGUGGGUGUGGUGGUGUGUACUGUACAAUGGGUUAAUAUGCCCAAAUGCUUGUAAGAAACGGGGCGAAGAGGUGGGGGGUCGAACUUUGAUAAUCUUGGAAUUAGCGGAAUACCGUAGGUCAGCAAUAGUCUGCUCGAGUGGUCGAGUACUAUACUGUGUGCGGUAGUCUAGGGAUUAAUCACACUGCAAAGAAGGCCUCCAAUUUGAAGGUAUCGUACGAGUAGAAUAAAAUACAUUACCACUA
Tuber melanosporum (Perigord truffle) is the source of this 1681-nucleotide messenger RNA. RefSeq lists its product as uncharacterized. NCBI's taxonomy places the organism in Eukaryota, Fungi, Ascomycota, Pezizomycetes, Pezizales, Tuberaceae. Gene Ontology annotation, cellular component: plasma membrane. The coding region runs from base 1 to 852 and encodes 283 amino acids. The record is from RefSeq and is a predicted model, not a curated record. The transcript has 7 exons.